Messenger RNA from Bathycoccus prasinos, 813 nucleotides. RefSeq lists its product with no specific name. The transcript has a single exon. The coding region runs from base 1 to 813 and encodes 270 amino acids. Gene Ontology annotation, cellular component: chloroplast. Lineage: Eukaryota; Viridiplantae; Chlorophyta; Mamiellophyceae; Mamiellales; Bathycoccaceae. The record is from RefSeq and is a predicted model, not a curated record. Gene Ontology annotation, molecular function: peptidyl-prolyl cis-trans isomerase activity.
AUGACGACGACACUGAGCACGUGCCUGGCGUGUUGCCAUCGUCAUCGCGCGGCGAAAACGGCAUCAUCAUCAUCGACAUCAUCAUCAUCGACAUCAUCAUCGCAGGUCUUAGCAGCGCGUCAUUUUCGGACGAGGAAAAGUGAUUCCGUUUUCUCUCGUCGCGUUGUUCGCGCGACGCCCCCGGCGGAAGAAGAUUUGAGCGCGAAAGAGAUACUGGAGCAGGUCAAGGAAAAGAAGAAUAACAACAACAACAGACGACAGGCGGACUCCACGGAUUUCAUGGCCACUUUCCUCACCCGACGAUUCGGCUUGAAAGGCGGCUUAGCUUGGCUCGGUCUGUUAACGUUUGGCGUCGUCUCGGAACAGUUGAAAACGAGACGAGAAACGAGAGAGGAGAAGGAAAACACGAAAGCGGUGGCCGAAGAGAAACGAAUAACGGUGAAGAUGAACGAGUCGACGUCGUACGAGGAACUCGUCAAAGGAGGCGGAGAGUACGUGCAGCAAGGGUUUUUGUGCGGAGCGAACGUGACGGUGCGAGAUCUGGACGCGAACGAGACCGUUUUCGAUACGAGAAAAACAAACCGGCCCAUCGGCUUCGUGUACUCGAAAACGAGACCGCCGCCGGUGCUUCCGUACGACGUCAACGAAAGUUUCUCGGACGAGCGAUACGUCAUGAGGAACGGGAGCAGGCGCGUGUUCACGACGACGAGCGGAGAAGACGGGUUGACGUUUAAAGACGGGAGCUACGUGAAACCAAACGCAAACGUGGAAAUCGAUUUCGAGUUUACGAAAGUUUCCAUUCCUCCUUCGUGA